AUGUCGAAGCCACACGCCCCUCCCGCACUGUCUUGGGCCCUGGAUGGACGCGAGGUUGACCUUCUUCACUAUGUCUUCGCUAGGCCCGAUAUUAAACAGCUUAGAGGACAUCCUGAGAAGGUUCUCGCUGCUAUUGACGACUACCACCAUCAGUUCAACAAGCUCAUGAACGUUGGCCUGAGCAAAGGCGCAUUCAUUACUAAGAUCAUCGCAGAGCGUAAGCCCUCAGUGAUGAUUGAGCUUGGUGGAUACGUCGGCUACUCAGCUAUUCUGUUCGGCGACGCGAUCAAGAAAAAUGGAGGAAAGCAGUACCUCAGCAUCGAAAAGAAUCCCGAAAUGGCAGCCGUCGCAACUCAACUUGUGGAUCUGGCAGGAUUACGCGACGUUGUUAGGGUUGUUGUUGGCUCUAGCAACGAGGUGCUCACAGAAUUGAUCAGCGAGAAGAAAGAGAUCGAUUCGGUGGAAUUGAUUUUCAUGGAUCACUGGCAGGAUCUUUAUCUGCACGAUCUGUGGUUGCUUGAAGACUUGAAAGUCCUGAACCCAGGUGUCUCCCUGCUGUUGGCAGACAAUGUGAUCAUGCCAGGCGCACCAAAGUAUCUUGAAUGGGUGCACGCGACUCCCCAGGAGAAGAAGCAUAUCGUCAACAAUUCAGAUAUCGGUUCGCUAUCUCCAAACCCGAGUUUCGUGUACGAGACGGCCGUUUCCGAAUUUGACACCGACUUUGGCAGGGAUGGAGUUGCAGUCACCAAGAUUAUAGGAAAGCAAGACGUGUAG
Messenger RNA from Penicillium soppii, 774 nucleotides. RefSeq names its product O-methyltransferase. The transcript has 3 exons. Gene Ontology annotation, molecular function: O-methyltransferase activity. Lineage: Eukaryota; Fungi; Ascomycota; Eurotiomycetes; Eurotiales; Aspergillaceae. Bases 1 to 774 code for a protein of 257 amino acids. The record is from RefSeq and is a predicted model, not a curated record.